GACCGCAGUUGACGGAUUAGCACUAAUAGAUUGAAAUUGGCUGGAAUCGUGUAGUUUUUCUUUGGAACUUACGGGUGUAAAGUUUCAGUUUAAGUCAUUAACGGAAAGUGUUCAGUUGGCAAAAUGUGGAGUCUUACAUUUGGUGGCAUCAAACAAAUUGCAUUUUGUGCUACUGUGACAUUUAUCUUAAAUCGUGUUGUCGUUGUCUCUGCCCAGGACUUUGGCUAUGAAGGUCAGCACGGCCCGCAACAUUGGGCCGAAGAUUUCAAGCGCUGUAGUGGCAAGUUCCAGAGCCCUAUUAAUAUUGAUGAGUUAAGUGUCGUGGAGAAGGAAUUCCCUGACCUCGAAUAUAAUAACAUCGACGUCAUCCCCAAAAGGGUACACAUGGGAAACAAUGGUCACACUGUGGUGGUCAAGAUGAAGUUUGAGAAGGGCAGGGAACCGAGCAUGAUGGGCGGUCCAUUGGAACGCAAAUCGCAAUAUCAAUUCGAGCAGUUUCACUUUCAUUGGGGUCAGAAUGACACAGUUGGAAGUGAGGAUUUGGUCAACAAUCAUGCCUAUCCUGCGGAGCUGCAUGUGGUAAUGAGGAGUCUAGACUUUAAGGACUUUCAAAGUGCUUUGGGUCAGGAUCAUGGUGUUGCUGUGUUGGCGUUCUUUUUUUCGAUUGACGAAGAGGAUAAUCCAAAUUAUGAAGAAUUUGUUAAGAGUCUAUCGAUCAUUAGUGGAAAGGGCAUGUGGAUUACCUUGCAGAAUCUGCUGCCCCUAAGUAAAUUUCUUUCAUGGGACUUAGUAAGCUAUUAUAGCUACGUAGGUUCCUUGACAACACCUCCUUGUGCAGAGAAAGUGGUAUGGAUAGAUUUUCAAAUCGCCAUACCCAUAUCAGAAAAACAGAUAAAUCACUUUCGGGAACUUACGCUUCACGAUUACCAUUUGAGGAAUAAUUUCCGACCACCUCAACCGAUCAACGAUCGUAUUAUUUAUGAGAAUGUUCCUAGGAAGUUUGUUCAACUUGGCUACAGUGCUAUUCCCUUUGUAAAUGCCGAUAAUGCAGCUGAAAAAUGCAGUAAAGGCGGAGGCAUAGUCCUCAUAUUGGUCUGCUAUGUAAUUAAUUCAUUAUUUACAUGCACGAAAUUUUAAUUAUAUUGAACUACCAAACUUUGCUUACCCGAUUGCGACGGAGUGAGACUUUGAAUCUCGAUUUGGGUGUUAGCCAAUGCGGAAUACAUAAUAAACAAGUGUUUAGGAUCUCUAAAUAACCUCGAAUGCUAUAAUUUGAUUUACUGGUAAAACUAAGCUCUAAUUAAAAUUUAAUUAAUCAAUAAGUAUUUAUUAUGCGAUUGCACCUAGCGAUUUGUAAUCUUAUCCUCCAUAAAUAUGAAUUGAAUAUUUCUGUAACUAUUAAU
Molecule: messenger RNA, 1403 nt
Organism: Drosophila innubila
Lineage: Eukaryota; Metazoa; Arthropoda; Insecta; Diptera; Drosophilidae
Product: carbonic anhydrase 1-like
Exons: 4
Coding region: 124-1137 (337 amino acids)
Cellular component (GO): cytoplasm
Molecular function (GO): carbonate dehydratase activity; zinc ion binding
Source: RefSeq, a predicted model, not a curated record